UACACACGCAAUACAGGUUCUAGGCUGACAGGCAAAUUGGAGUUGCUAAAACACGCACGGAAAGCCUGUUCCUUUGGUCGCCGGCUUGGAUCUGAAAAUACACCAGUCACGAUCGACGCCGGCUUCACGGUGACAUCCACCGACAAGCCGUCAUGGCCAGUGGCAUUCGAUUAUUCCUGCAUCAAAUGCGGACGCCGUCAUUAUGUCUACAACCUUGCUGCCUCACGGAUUCUUAGAUUGUCGCCUUACAAUUACGGCAAUGUUUCUCUCCUCAUGCCGUUUCCAACUGUGCCUGAGCGGCCCCGACUUCUAUGUCUUGGUUGAUUUACACCUUGAGAGAAGGGCUCUCUCUAUCGCCUGUUGUCCAGCAGCCCGACCGGAAAAAUUGGUCGCACAGAAACCCGGCGAACUGAUGGCUGUGCCUCCAAAGAAAAUAGUUCGGUCACUUGCAUCUCUAUUUCGUGUGGUUUCCGGUUUGCUUCUGGUUCUCACCACUCAGCUUCCUUCAGUCGCCAGCCGUUGUAGGCUGGGUCAUCUCUGGCCAAACUGUCCGAGUUGACUCCAACGAGAUGAUUAAUGAGGCAAAAAUGGGAUUAUUUUACUUUCUGCAUUA
Aspergillus homomorphus CBS 101889 is the source of this 613-nucleotide messenger RNA. RefSeq lists its product as uncharacterized. The transcript has a single exon. Lineage: Eukaryota; Fungi; Ascomycota; Eurotiomycetes; Eurotiales; Aspergillaceae. The record is from RefSeq and is a predicted model, not a curated record. The coding region runs from base 203 to 559 and encodes 118 amino acids.